UUUAAUGUGCAUCAUCUUUUACGUCACAUGAUAAAGCCUUCCUCUCUCCCCCUUCAAAAUAAAACCUCUCUCUUCCCAAGAAUGAUUUCUUCAAUUUCUAUAUAAUCUUUUCUGUUGCAAAGCAUGCAUAAGUGAGCUAGCACUUCUACUCUCUCACCUACUCUUUAAUCAAAUUAUAUAUAUAUAUAUAUAUAUGCCAUUUCUAUAUGACAUGUGGCCUACAUUAGUGGCUAAUAAGAUACUCAAGAAGAGACUUGGAAGCACCAACUUUAUAGCAGAUUAUCCUAGUAGUUAUGAACAACCCUUGUUGGAUUGUGCAGACAUUGAUCAUCAUAGUCAUGAAACAAUUCCUAAUCAUCUCAAGGAAAAACACAAAUACAAGGUUUUUGUUAGUACAUGGAACGUUGGUGGGAUUGCACCAGAAGAAGAUUUAAAUAUAGAUGAUUUGUUGGAGACAAACAACAACAACUCCUGUGACAUCUAUGUACUUGGGUUUCAAGAAAUAGUGCCUCUAAAAGCUUCAAAUGUAUUGGGAUCAGAAAACAAUGAGAUUUCGAAGAAAUGGAAUUCCAUAAUCAGAAAAUCUUUGAAUAAAGAUCAAAGAGACAAAGUUCAUUGUAAAUCUUCACAUGAUGAUUUUCAAUGUAUCAUUAGCAAGCAAAUGGUUGGAAUAUUCAUAUCUGUGUGGACAAGGAGAAAUAUUUGUCCAUUUAUUCAACAUACAAGUGUGUCAUGCAUAGGGUGUGGCAUAAUGGGAUGUUUAGGAAACAAGGGUUCUGUGACAGUGAGAUUUCAAUUGCAUGAAGCAAGCUUCUGCUUUGUGUGCAGCCAUCUAGCUUCAGGGGGCAGAGAAGGGGAUGAGAAAUGUAGAAACUCUAAUGUUGCUGAAAUAUUUUCUAGGACUAGCUUUCCUAAAGGUCCUUUACUUGAUUUGCCAAGAACUAUUCUAGACCAUGAUCAUGUAAUAUUGCUUGGAGAUUUAAAUUAUAGGAUUUCUCUUCCAGAAGAAACGACACGCUUACUUGUUGAGAAAAGAGACUGGGAUUCUUUAUUAGAAAAUGACCAGCUAAUUAUGGAGCUAAUGAACGGCAACAUUUUAAGAGGAUGGCAUGAAGGACCAAUCAAUUUUGCUCCUACCUACAAAUAUUGUCCUAACUCAGACAUAUACUAUGGAUGUUGUUGUCAUGGAAAUAAGACACAAAAGAAACGAGCACCGGCAUGGUGUGAUCGAAUAGUAUGGUAUGGAAAAGGUUUGAAGCAACAUGAGUACAAUAGGAGUGAAUCAAGAUUAUCAGAUCAUAGGCCUGUUAAAGCAAUGUUUACUGCAAUAGUAAAGGUUUUAUCAGAGUUCAAAAGCUUAGAGAACAUGUCUCUAUCAGAAAGAUUUGAACAAAUUAAUACUCCUUUUGAGGUUUCUGCCACUGAUGAAAUUGUAUGUAGAAAACAAUCAAGCUUCAGGUUGUGAACCGUGAGUGUAAUUAUGUACAUAAACUUAUGUUAAAUUUUAAAUUUGAAAAUCCAAGAAAAGAAAAUAGAAUUUCAGAGGAAGCAGAGUGUGAAACAUGACAUAAAGUUUUUGUUGCUGAUUAGUAUACAGUAAAGUUGGUUGUUGUUGAAUUAUUUAGUAAUAUUCAUGCUAUAAUGUGAAAGAUGAUGCAACUUGAAACACUACAAUUUCCAAAUAA
Cicer arietinum (chickpea) is the source of this 1685-nucleotide messenger RNA. Its product is annotated as type IV inositol polyphosphate 5-phosphatase 9. Gene Ontology annotation, biological process: phosphatidylinositol dephosphorylation. Gene Ontology annotation, molecular function: inositol-polyphosphate 5-phosphatase activity; phosphatidylinositol-3,4,5-trisphosphate 5-phosphatase activity; phosphatidylinositol-4,5-bisphosphate 5-phosphatase activity. The record is from RefSeq and is a predicted model, not a curated record. Lineage: Eukaryota; Viridiplantae; Streptophyta; Magnoliopsida; Fabales; Fabaceae.